Molecule: messenger RNA, 1322 nt
Organism: Paramecium primaurelia
Lineage: Eukaryota; Ciliophora; Oligohymenophorea; Peniculida; Parameciidae
Source: the annotation of a GenBank genome assembly
AUGAAAAUUAAUAAGAGAGCCACUAUGGAAAGUGAAUACGAUUAAAAAGACAUUGUUGUAAUUGAUAAUGGUACUGAUACUAUCAAAGUUGGAAUCUCUGGAGAAGAUUAUCCUAGAGUAAUAAUGAAUCUAUUAUAUUAAUAGCUUAUCUAUGAUAAUAAAUGUGGAUCACACUCAGUUUAAAAUGACAAUGACAAUCCAAACAAUAAACCAUAGCUUCUUUUUGGUUAAGAUUUAAAGAAAGUCGUUAAAGAAAAAAAGUUAAAUGUACAGUUAUCAAAUCCAAUCAAAGAUGGAGUAUAAAUUAUAAUUAUUAUAUUUAAUUAGAAAAUUGAUAAUGUUGAAUCAAUGAAAGAAUUUUGGUAAUAUAUUCUAGAAGAUGGAUUAUAAAUAUCUGAAUUGUAAUAAGUCAAUUUAUUAAUCAUCGAUUAAGUAAAGAAUAGUAAAGAGUACAAAUCAAAGCUUGCUGAAGUUUUUUUUGAUUAUCUCAAAGUCUAAUCUGUUUUAUUCAUGAAUUCAGCAAGUUUAUCAUUAUUUUCAACUGGAUUAGUCAGGUAAUUAAAUUAAUUACUUUUUUUUAAGUGGUUUAUCAAUUGAAUUAGGACAUGCUGUUAAUACUGUUGUUCCUAUUUAUUAAGGAUUUCCAAUUAUGCAUGCUUUAGAAUUUUCUCAUAUAUCUGGUGCUGAAAUCACAUAAUGUUUGGAAAAUGAUUUAAAAGCCUAUGAAUUAUUAUUGGAUAAAUUUUCUGAAGAAGAGAAAUUAUGGAUUAUUAAAGAUAUUAAAGAAAAGAUGUGUUAUAUUGCUAGUGAUUAUGAAAUGCAAGUAAUUAAUAUAUCCUUAAUAAAUUAAGAUAAAUUCAGAAGAUAAUUUUACAGAAGAAGAGCGUAGUUAUGAAUUACCAGAUGAAUAAGUCAUUCAUAUAACUCCAUAAAUUAGAUAUCAUUGUUCAGAAGCUUUAUUCAAUUCUGCUAUUGUAAAUAAAAAUAGUUUUUCAUUGCCUUAAAUGAUUGUUAAUUCAAUCUUAAGAUGCGAUAAAGAAUUAAGAUAAGAAUUAGUUUCUAAUAUGGUACUUGGAGGAGGUACUUCUAUGUUUUAAGGUCUGAUAUCUAGAUUGCAAGAUGAUAUUUGUUAAAUUUAUCCAGGAGGUGCUAUGAGAUCAGAAUUCAACUUUGUUGCUGAUUUUCAAAGAAAAUAUAGUGCUUGGAUUGGUGGUUCUAUGCUUGGAUCACUCAAGACAUUUUAAUCUUUAGCAAUCAAUAAAUAAGAGUAUGAAGAAAAUCCUGAAGGAAAAAUGUCACUUAUUCAUAAGAGAACAUUUUGA